AUGUUUGUGGGAAUAUUUGGCGCUUCGAAUGCACCCACUGAGCUGGCGAAGCAGAUAUCGGAAGCUGAAGAGAAGUACGAAGAGAUUAUGAAAUCCCUGGAUCCACAUUUGUCUUCAAGUUACAAAAGAAGAUGUGAAGAAGCUACUAAAGAAGGUGGGAACAUUUCUGGGCAUUCGCUGGGAACGUGGAACAUACCGGUGGUUAUUUCCGACGAAGAAGCAUAUCGAGCUGCUCAACGGUAA
Molecule: messenger RNA, 243 nt
Organism: Thlaspi arvense
Lineage: Eukaryota; Viridiplantae; Streptophyta; Magnoliopsida; Brassicales; Brassicaceae
Source: the annotation of a GenBank genome assembly